Messenger RNA from Microthlaspi erraticum, 2046 nucleotides. Lineage: Eukaryota; Viridiplantae; Streptophyta; Magnoliopsida; Brassicales; Brassicaceae. The record is from the annotation of a GenBank genome assembly.
AUGAAGCCAUUUGGAUCAACUAUGAGGCCUAGACUUAUUUUCUACCGAGACAUGUCCGGUCCAAAACCAUCAUAUUGCGAGCUAGCUACAAACCAAUCUCACAAGGCCAACAACCCGCCCGACCAAGAGAGGAGAGCCAAUGAUCCUCCUAAUCCAGCAGAAGCUAGAGCUGACCAGCCAGCACCGGCCAGAGACGUUCCUCCGCCCAAUCCGAACGCGCCCGAUGCAGCUGAGCCGCUACAGCCACCUCUUAACCCGCCGCGACCACCACCGGCGUUUGCAAAUGGACAUCAUCGUCACGGUGACAACCAAGGGAUGCCUCAAGACCAACCUCACGCACCUCCAAGGAGAGUGCCAAACGCGCAGCAUCCAAGGCACCAAACUAUGGGAGACUUUGAUUCGUCCGAUGCUUUCUUUAUGGAUCGGAAUCCAAUCCGACCGCCUCUACCUCCAAGGAACGAUUUUGAGAUCAAACCGCAGAUCAUUGCCUUGGUGAAGCAAAACCAAUUCCAUGGUUUGCCCACUGAGCAUCCUCUUGAUCACGUCGACACCUUUGAGGAGAUAUGUAGCACAACUCGUGUUAAUGGAGUAUCGCCGGAUUACUUCAAGUGCAAGCUAUUCACUUUUUCUCUAAGUGACAAGGCGCUAAGAUGGGUAAAAUCUUUACCACCUCAGUCCAUUACAACAUGGAAUGAAUACAAGGGAGCUUUCUUGAACCAAUUCUACACUAAGCAAAGAUCCAACUCUAUAAGGAGCAAGAUUUCUGGUUUCAAGCAAGAUUCAAUGGAGUCAUUCUAUGAAGCUUUGGAGAGAUUCAAGGAGUACACAAGAAGCUGCCCUAACCAUGGCUUUUCAGAAGGUAACCUUUGGAACAUCUUUUACAAUGGGAUUGAUCAUAAAUACAAGCUUUCUCUCGAUACCGCGAGCAAUGGUAAUUUCAUGACCAAGUCGGUGCCGGAGGCAAAGCUUUUGAUUGAGAAUCUCGCUGCUAGUGAUGCCAAUGCAUGCCCUGACUACAAUAGAAGCGUGAAGACCACGAGCUCAUCAGAAUCAGCUCAAAUCUCGGAGCUAAGGAACAUGGUCUCACAACUACUUAAAAGCCGACAAGGAGUUCACGCCAUUGAAGAUGCCCUAGCCACAAAUGAAGACACUCUUAUGGAUUUCAUGAGAGAUGGCGCUGAAGAGAAUCUAGAGGAAGUCAACUACAUUGGAGGAAACUAUGGGAAUAGAGGAUUCAAUCCACCAUUUCGCGCGCAUCCAAACCUAUCAUACCGGAGCAACAAUGUGGAGAAUCCAAAUGACCAAGUCUACCCCAAUCAAGGAGCGUAUCAAGGAGGCCAAUACCAAUCCAAGCCACAACAAGUCUAUCCAAGAGGGAUGUACCAAGUGAAGCAACCAUUCACUUUUUCUCAAGAAACAAAUCCAACCCAAACCGGAGAGAAGGUUGACGUGGCGUUGAAGAAAUACAUGGAGGAGCAGAGAUUGAUCACCAAGAACCUAUAUGAGAAGCUUGAUCACAUGUUUGGUGAUCUAAGCAGCAAGUUUGGGUCUCUCUCUACUCACGUUCAAAAGCUUGAGGUGCAAAUCGCUCAAACAGCCGAGGCGGCCAAGAAACAAAAUGAGGUAAACACUCAAAAAUUUUGUAGUGUUGUCUCAUCUAUAGAUGGCACAAUUGUUCCUACACUAUCUCAAGGGGAAGAAGAAGAAAAUGAGCCUGAGGAGAGGCACAAACCGGAGAGAUACAAUAUCAACUCCAUCUUACUUCCAACCUUUGACGAAUAUGGAGCUGAAGAGGAGACUAAUGGUGCACCUAAUCUCUUUCACAAGAUAAGAAUCUUUACACCAAAAGAUUCGGAGCUUAAAGGUGACCAAUCCAUUGAAGAGAAGCUUGAGAGAACUAUGAAGCUUUUCCCCAAGGCAUUGGUUUUCAAAGAUGAUGUGAGAGAUGACUAUGGCGCGACAACACCACCACAAGAAUCCACUGAACCGGAGAAUGGAGAAGCUAAAGGGAUCCUUUGCCCUUCAGCCACUCUUCACCACGAUUGA